Lepus europaeus (European hare) is the source of this 1341-nucleotide messenger RNA. It is a transcript of the gene CASP6, whose product is annotated as caspase 6. Lineage: Eukaryota; Metazoa; Chordata; Mammalia; Lagomorpha; Leporidae. Bases 65 to 949 code for a protein of 294 amino acids. The transcript has 7 exons. The record is from RefSeq and is a predicted model, not a curated record. Gene Ontology annotation, biological process: apoptotic process; proteolysis. Gene Ontology annotation, cellular component: cytoplasm.
GCUGCGCGCCCCUGGAUUCCGGAAGCGGAGCCGAACCGGGCGUCUGGCUGGGUGCUCGGCCGCGAUGAGCUCGGCUGCGGGGCUCCGCGGGGCUCGCCUUGCAGGUGGGAAGCAAAAUAUGACAGAAACAGAUGCCUUCUAUAAAAGGGAAGUGUUUGAUCCGGAAGAAGAGUACAAAAUGGACCACAGGCGGAGAGGAAUUGCUUUAAUCUUCAAUCACGAGAGGUUCUUCUGGCACUUAAUGCUGCCAGAGAGGCGGGGCACUAAUGCAGACCGAGACAGUCUUGCACGCAGGUUUUCAGAUCUAGGAUUCGAAGUGAAAUGCUUUAACGAUCUUAAAGCAGAAGAACUACUACUCAAAAUUCAUGAGGUGUCAACCUAUAGUCACAUAGAUGCUGAUUGCUUCCUGUGUGUCUUCCUGAGCCAUGGUGAAGGCAAUCACAUUUAUGCUUAUGAUGCCAAGAUUGAAAUCCAGACAUUAACCGGCUUGUUCAAAGGAGACAAAUGUCAAAGCCUGGUUGGGAAACCCAAGAUAUUUAUCAUUCAGGCCUGCCGGGGAAGCAAGCACGACGUGCCAGUCAUCCCACUGGACGUGGUGGAUCACAAGACGGGCAGGCAGGACGCCAACGUGACGGAGGUGGACGCAGCCUCGGUCUACACGCUGCCUGCCGGAGCGGACUUCCUCAUGUGUUACUCUGUGGCCGAAGGAUAUUAUUCUCACCGAGAAACCGUGAAUGGCUCAUGGUACAUUCAAGAUUUGUGUGAGAUGUUGGGAAAAUACGGCUCCUCCUUAGAAUUCACAGAACUCCUCACACUGGUGAACAGGAAAGUUUCUCAGCGCCGAGUGGACUUUUGCAAAGACCCCAGUGCAAUCGGAAAGAAACAGGUUCCCUGCUUUGCGUCAAUGCUAACUAAAAAGCUGCAUUUCUUUCCAAAAGCUAACAAAUAGGGAAUAUUUUGUCUUAUGAUGUGUUCAAAAUGUUUCCUUUCUUGGAUAUAUGUCACCAGCAAUUUAAAAUGUUUUAAGGUUUAAUGUUCAACAGAAAACUAUUUUUAUUUAAAGAGCCCAUGGUGGACAUGGUAUAAGGCUUUGAUAAGCAUUUGGAAUAUUUAAUCUUUUUAGUAAACUUCAAUGUUACCCAAACCGUGUUUUUAAAACCUGAGAAUCGGAUCAUUGUUAUUCCCUGAUAAAAAAAAUUUGAAAUUCAUAUUUUUAAAUUUUUGUAAUUCCCAUUCUCAUUUCUGUAAUUUGUAGAAUUGUUUUACUUGGUCAUAAUAGCUGAUUAUCACAUUUUGUAUAUGACUUUAACUGCCACUUAAAAAUAAACAGCCUUUAAUGAA